Molecule: messenger RNA, 603 nt
Organism: Zingiber officinale
Lineage: Eukaryota; Viridiplantae; Streptophyta; Magnoliopsida; Zingiberales; Zingiberaceae
Exons: 4
Coding region: 1-588 (195 amino acids)
Cellular component (GO): endoplasmic reticulum; Golgi apparatus
Source: RefSeq, a predicted model, not a curated record
AUGGUGGCCCGCUGGAAAGUAAAAAGCGAGGGGAAGGCGCCGGAGUCGUCGGAGUCGCCGGAGGAGAAGUGGGGCGUAGGAUGGCGCAGGAGAAGGGAGCAGGAGGAUUCCGUAAGAGUCGCUGGAGUCGCCAGAGAAGAGGUAGGCGUGGAGAAGAAGAGAAGUUGUGUUCUGAUCACGGCCGAUCUGAUUGUCGGCAUGUACAUCUGGUCGCAUUUCCUAUUUCCUGUAGUUUGUGGAAAAUCAAAUGUGAACCCACAGUCUAGGGACUUGGUGCUGCAAUUGGUCGAAAGGAUUCUCUCUGGACCGAAAGCUCGAACUAUUCUGUUAAAUGGCGUUGUUCGGAAGGGGGAACGCAUAGUACCACCUGCUGUACUUGAUCUACUCAUGCGGGCGACUUUUCCUGCUUCUACAGCUCGAGUCAAGGCAACUGAAAGAUUUGAGACGUUUUAUCCUACUCUAAAAGAGUUGGCUCUUACUGGUUCUGGUACCAAAACCACAAAGCAAGCAUCACAACAGCUUUUGCCUUUUGCCAUCCAAGCGAUUCAAGAAAGUAUAAUUGAGAUGUUGCAUUAUUAUGUGUCCUAGGCUGAUGUUUUCAUA